Messenger RNA from Pelobates fuscus (common spadefoot toad), 5075 nucleotides. RefSeq names its product sterile alpha motif domain-containing protein 9-like. Gene Ontology annotation, molecular function: protein binding. Gene Ontology annotation, cellular component: cytoplasm. The coding region runs from base 124 to 4854 and encodes 1576 amino acids. NCBI's taxonomy places the organism in Eukaryota, Metazoa, Chordata, Amphibia, Anura, Pelobatidae. The transcript is spliced from 3 exons. The record is from RefSeq and is a predicted model, not a curated record.
AGAGUGCUUUUACACAGAGGCUUUUUAUGGUGUGCUGGAAGAUUUCAUGAGUUUUUGAUUAUUGGAUGAUGGGUGCGGGAAGAAUGCAGAUUCUGCGCCAGAAGAACUAACAAAUCUUGAGCGAUGGCAAUGGGUGAUAAAAAAUUACCGCUGGAUGACUGGACAGAAAGCGAUGUUGGUGACUGGCUUCAUUCAAUACGUAUAAAAAAGGAAUACAUUGAUAAACUUGUUGAAGAGGAAGUGUCUGGACCAGUGUUAAAAGAGAUCAAUGAAGAGUUUUUGAGAAAUAUUGGCAUGAAACAAGGUCCAAUCCAAUUAUUACUAAAAAAGAGAGAUGAGCUUCUCUCUGGACACACACCCACAAAAUCUGAACAUGGAGCUUCAACUAAUUCUACAACCCAAAAUAAUAUUGGAAAAGAGUCUGUUUUACAGUCAGGAAAAGAUUUGAAGAAUAAGCAAGAAACUGUCUCAGCUCACCCUGUAGGCUCGAACACCACUGACCAGAAACAAGAGCCAGAUUCUGAACCAAGCUCUACCUGUGUAAAGACUGUGAAACAGUUAUCCCUAAAAACUGAGGCAGAUAUAGAUAGGAAUGUAGUAAGUAACCUACCAAUGGACAGAAAAAUUAACCAAUCACCAGCAACUAAUUUCCGACCAUUUAGUAAAGAAGUUGGGAAUUUCCGGUAUGUGAAAAACCAGGUUCUUGAACCAGAAACUGGAAUCAAGGACUUGAUUAUCCCUUGCCAUGAAUACAAAUCACUUGUUACUGCAGCAAAACUAGAUCGAGUCAGACUUCAGGCAAAAUUUGCUUGUGAAGUAAUAAGAUUCGGCUGUGCAUGUAUGAACACACGUACAAAUGGCACAAUACAUUUUGGUGUAAUGGACAGUGUUGAGGCAAAAGGUUACCAACAUGGAGAGAUUGUUGGCAUUCCAGUGAGUGACCAAGACUGGUAUGUGGAUGCGCUAGAUUAUAUUGAAAAAUGUUUCACCAAAGAGAGCCAUGAGGCUGCAAGGUCUUGUAUUCGUCCUCCUAAAUUUAUUGAAGUGAUUCAGAAGGAGUCAAUGGAACAACGAUUUGUAGUUGAGGUUGAUAUUGUGCCUCAGCUAAUAGCUGUAAAAGGAAAAGUCUUUCAAGUGAGCUUACCAAAAUUUAAUGAAAAAAACAAUAAAGUUAGCCAGGAUAAGAGAGCUAUGUAUAGAAGGGUGGGAGCUAAAUCUGAGAUCGUUCCAGAGGAAGAUAGUGUCUCAUUUAUUCAGGGGCUUCAACAUGUAGAUUUAAAAAGGGAACAGGCUGAAUGUAAAUCUGACAGUCAAAUCUCACCCCCAGAAAACCUGAGAAGGAAAUGUGUUUUACUAACAGGUGGGAAGGAAUAUAUAGAUGAAACACUCUGGUAUAUUCUUGUGACAAACAAAUGUGAACAACACUACUUGAAGGAUCUAAACUUCUUAAUGAGAUUAAAUGUCUUCUGUGUCUUUGACUUUGAUCCAGAUUCCGAUGAGACAGGACUAUGCUCAAAAUACAAGGAGCAUCAUGCCCGAAACAUUCAUUCGUUAAUCAGCUAUUCUAAUGAGAAUGGACUGAGCACAAGUGAAUUUCAAAAGUCUCUGUGUCUGUUCGAUCAAACAAGCUGGUUAUUUUGUAAUGGACGCAGCAAUUAUCGCGGUGGUGAUGAGCCAUGUGAUGAAGAUACUUGGAUCAAAACUAAAAAGAAAUAUCUUAAAAAAGCGGUUUCAUUAAUUUGUAAUGACAUAUUUCCUAAAGGAUCAUUUCUUGUCAUUUUUUUGAUGAUGUCACCAGUGGAAAAAACAAUUGUAGAUACUUUUCAUGAAUUUUAUGCAGAAAUGAAUGGUAUUGAGGACAUCAUUUGCAUUGCAGAGAUCAAGGAAUAUUACAAUAAAUGGGCUAGUUUGGCACAAGCUUCAUGUAGGAUGCAAAUUCUGGAGCAAAGAAGCAUAGUCGGUAUUCCAUUGAGGCAUAUUGAUGCCACAAUUCAGAAUAUGUUCCCAGUGGCAAAUUCCAAUAGGACUCUUCCUGUAUCUUCCAAAGGUGUUUGUGUCCUUGAAACACCUGCAGAAGAAAGAAUGCAUUCACUUGAGAUACUGUGUGUAAAUGAAUGCAAUGACAAAACUCUCAACCUUUUGAGUAAAGAAGAAGUGAAAGAACUUGAAGGUACAUUUUAUCGAGGUGGUAAAAUUAGUUGGAAACAUUUUUGGCUGGCUGAGCAAAAAAAAUGUGGUGAGUUUAUUGAACGAGAUGCAUUUUAUCAGGUCCAAGAAAUUUUAAAGGGCAUAUUAUAUGAGAAUACAGUUCAACUUCCUGUUGCUAGAAUAAAGAUUUAUCAUCAUCCAGGAAGUGGCGGAAGCACCAUAGCCCGGCAAGUUCUUUGGAAAAAUAGGAGAGAAUUAAGGUGCGCCAUAGUCAAGUCAUCCUGUCUCUUUUCAGUAGUUAGUCAACAUGCAGUGAAAUUUAGAGAAUAUGAUGAGGUCAAUCCUAAUCUGUGCUUGCCUGUUCUUCUCCUUGUCGAAGAUUGUGAAGAAGAUUACCUUGAUGAUUUAAGGCACGACUUAUCAGAAGCUAUGGUGUGUAAAAAAAUAACUUCCUCUAAGCCAUGUUUUAUCCUCAUGAGCUGUAAGAGAUCCAACGCCCCUGAAGACCUCUGUAAAGCAUCCCCACAAGAUACUGUUGCCGUGACUCACAAACUCAGUGAAAAAGAAAAAUUAGAAUUUUCUAAAAAAGCAAAAGAGCUUGAAAAGGCAUUUCCAAAUUUAGAGUUUAUACUUACUUUUGUUUUAAUGAGUUAUGAAUUUAAUGACCACUAUGUAACCGAAUUUGUUCAGAAUGUUCUAAAGGGAAUUGAUCACGCAUCUAAUGUGACUCGUUUGAUGAGAUAUGUUGCACUAUUAAAUUGCUAUGUACAGAACUCUUACAUUUCUGUAUCACAUUGUGAGGCAUUCCUAGGUCUUGGAGCAUACACAAAAGACCAGCAUAACGUGUUAAGGCAAUGUAACUUUAAAAGUUGCUUAAGUGAACAGGCAAGACUUUUAUUUAUUGAGUUGAGAGAAACAACCACGUGGCUUAACUCUAUUCAAAUUAUACAUCCUUUAGUUGCCAAAGAAGUUCUAAACCAGCUUUCAGGAAGACGUCCCCAAAGUGAUAUUGCUAAAGAUCUUCUGGAGGAAAAGGUUCUCCUCCACCACAGAUUUGGCCGAGAUGAGUUCAUAAAAUUCAUUCGAGACUUGUUUCUACGACGUCAUAGAAAAAGCAAGGGUGAUAAUGUAGAUAGCUUCUUUUCCCCUCUAAUUGAACAUGUUUGUGAAGUUGAAAAAGACAAAGAAAAGGCCAUCAAACUGCUAGAAGCUGCUUACGAGCGAUUUGAUAAAGAUCCUUUUUUCGCUCAACAACUUGCAAGAUUGAAUUACACGCAUGAAAAAUUUGAAGAAGCAAAGGGAUGGGCAGAAAUUGCAAAGUUGCAUUUGCCUGGUGAUUCUUAUAUUUUGGAUACAGAAGGACAGGUGUACAAAAAAUGGUUUUAUGUGCUAUUGGACAAAAAGAAAGCUGACUCAACACCAGAGGAGGAUAUUGAAUUAAUUGAAUUUGGGCUUAAAUCCAUGGAAUGCUUUAGAGCAGCAGAAAAAGCUGCAAAAUCUGAAAUGGACAGUAUGAAUAAUUCUGGAUAUUUUGGAGAAGUAGAUGUUGGAUGUCGAUUACUGAAAAAGCUCUCCUCCCAUGCAGUGUUUUCCAAAGAAAACGGCAAGGAUAGUACAGAACUUUUACAAUAUCUUUUAACAGAUUACAUACCUGAAGAAAUAAAGAAGCCUUGGUUUAAGCUUCAUGGACGUUUAAAAGGAUUGUACCAAAAUAUAUAUAAUGCUCUGGAGUGGAUUGCAGAUGAUAUUGGCUACUUUCAGUCAGAAAAAGUUGACAAUGGAGAACAAAUCAACACAGUAGAGGAACAUGUCUACAGUCCUCGGAAAUGGUUACUAAAAAGAACAGAGGCAUUUGCAAGAUUUUUUAGUUCUGAACUCUUGGCAUCGCACACUGAUGUUGGGCCAGAAAGCCAAUUGGUUAAAAAAAUGAACAUUUACAAACUUGGUGGUGGGAGCACAGCGCAUAUCCUCUCUCUGCUCUCUGACUCAAAAGAUGACAGAGCAGGCAUAAAACUGGAAACUAUAUUAGAUUUGUACCCGGAAGAUGUUUCAAAAUCUGGUCUGGAUGAUGGAAGUCUUAAAAACUUCAUAAUGUCACAUAUUGCACUAGGAUGUGUAAAACCUGGUUCUUCAAAAAUGUUAUCCUUUCAAAAUCUACGUGAACUAAGCAAAAGGUUUCUUAACACAAGAAAAUCUUUUUCCCCUUGUGCCUACCUCUUAAUCUUUUUGCUUUUUUGGCCUGAUGAAAAGGUUGAUAAGAAAUCUGAUGCAGAAAUGGACAAUAUAUUGAACUUGGCACUUCAAACAGCAAGAAGAUUGCAUGACAUAAGAAUAAAAAAUAUUCCAGUUAGGAAAAAAAGAAUAAAUGUGCUCUUCUUUUUAGGACAGGGCCCUGGACUUCGGAAGAUAAUGCACAGAAGUAAAAUAGAAAAACAGAUUGAAGGUCCACUUAAUGAACGGAGAAUGAAAUGGAUCAACGAGGAUGUAUGGAAACUUGACAGUGUACACCAGCUUUUAAAACUUGUGCCAGGAUGGACAGAAAAUGGAAAGGUUUAUGCACGUGGUCAUUGUGAAAAAGAGAAAAUAGAAAUCCUGCCACUGAACAUUUCAUCAGUGCCUCACGGAAAUGAAAAUGUGACAUUCUAUUUAGGGUUUACAUAUAUUGGUUUUGUUGCAUAUAACAUACAGGUGCAGGAAAAAAAAUAAUACAUUUAAUCCAAUGUUAUGUACAAAAAGGUCCAGAAGGGUGGAGGGGAUCAUUUUGGAAAAUAGUGGAGUUUCCACUAUAAUUAGUGACUUAUACAGAGAUUUCAUAAAAAAGUAUGCAAAGGGAGCCUGACUGCAAUGGCGACUGGACGUGUUUUCUAGAAGCUCCUCCAGUCCCAAACGAGUUGGUCCAGUUGCCAGCACUUUUGGCCCUUUUAUAU